GUCAUAUUUUAAAUCCAAAUUGAAUGAAAUUUGCUCCAUUUGAUCAUUAAGCAGAGAAAAACGAUUGUUUCAUUUUCUAAUUGAAUUAAAAUAAUGAUCUUGCCAUAAUGAUGAAGUGUCUAGUAUUUCAACCAAACAAUUGUGCUAUCGAAGUUAAUAUUCGAAAUAAAGCUUUCGGUCAAGAAUGUUUGAACAAGGUUUGUGAUCUGAUCGAUAUUAUUGAGAUCAACUUUUUCGGCCUGCAAUAUUAUCGUAAUGGUCAGCCAUAUUGGCUUAUUCUACGCAAAAGAAUCGAUCAACAGAUCAAUGCUCGAAUGAAAAUGAUUCGCUUAUAUCUCAAAGUAAAGUUCUAUGUUCUUCCACAUCACAUUCAACAAAAUUCAACAAAGCAUCAAUUCUAUCUGAAUAUUUGUCAAUAUUUGGAGACAAAGGUAUUGAAAAUUGAUUCGGAAAAGCGAACCAAAUUGAUUGCAUUGAUAGCCCAAAUUGAAUUUGGUGAUCUGGAUGAAGAAUCAUAUGAUCUCAAAAUACUUUAUUCAAAAUGGCUGUCGAUAUUAUUUCAUUCGGAACAGACUAAGCGAUUAACAUCGAAUCAUAGAUCACUAAUGAACAAUAAUAAUCAUAAAUAUCGACCAUAUUGUGAUACACUGGAUAUCGAUGAAAGUAACACUAUAAAUAUUCGGACCAAAUCAAAAACAAUGACUGCUGCCAGUCAUGACGGUGACAAAAAUUGUGAUUUUAUGCAACGGAUUGUAUUCUGGCAUCAAAGAUAUCAAGGAUAUUCAUCGCAUUAUGCGAAAAACUUAUUCCUCAAAGAAGCGUUGGAAAUCAACGAUCUUGGUGUGGAUUAUUUUUCCGUAACAUCCAACAAGAAAAAUCUUCUGGUAGGUAUUGGACCACGCGGUAUAACAAUAAAUCAUUCCUCUAAUCAUAACAAUGAUAAUAUCAAAUUGAUAACUUACAAUAAAUUGAAAGAAAUUCAUCAUCAUAGAUCAAGUCAUUUAUUAAAUUAUAACUAUAUCAUAACCAUCAAUUACAAUGAUGAAACCAAUCUAAUCACCGAGCAAAAAUUUCGAAUUUAUUCUGAAAAAGAUUACUAUCAAUUUUUUCGUUUGAUCAAUGAACGACGUGCUUUCUACAGUCUUCCAAUGAUCGACCAACAGACAAUCGUUUCCAAUCGAUUCAAUUCAAACUUUACUUUUCUCAAUGAUUUAAUGCAAACACUGUCAUCACCAACAUCAUUGUUGAAUUUGACGUCAUCGUCAUCGAACAAAUCAACCACACUGAUGAAUAAAAAAGCAUCCAUAUUUGAUGUUGAUAAAACAUUGAAGCAAUUUUAUGAUGAUGUUCGACGUUACAUUUAUCAUUUCAACAGACAAUUCGAUAAUGUUAUGCUCAAAAAUGCCAUGUUGGUUCGUCAGGAUUCGCUUUUAUUUCAUCAUUCAAAUCAACAACAACAACAUUACACAAAUUCGGACAUUACCGAUAACAAUAAAUCACUAUGCAAAAUAUGUUUGGAUUAUCAGAUUGGCAUCGCAUUUAUACCAUGUGGCCAUACAUCUUGCGAACAGUGCUGCCUCAACAUUAAAAACGAUACUUGUCCAUUCUGUAAAUGUGAAAUGAAAUCAAAACAGAAAAUUUUCCUUUAGAAACUGUGUGUGAUGGAUGUUAUUUUGUUGAAUUUGUUUAUUAUUAUUGCUUUGCUUUCUUCAACUAAAUGUUGUGUCUCAAUGUAUUUGGUGAUAAUGAUUAUUUUGUUUUUGUUUUUACAAAUCAUCCAUAUCCGUUUCGACGAUGAGAAAAAGUUUUUGGAGAAAAACUUUGACGCAAUCUAUAGUUAUUAUUUAUAAAAGUAUAAUAUUUUACAAUUAAUGUUGCAAAUUAAUUAAUAAAAUGACAUAGUUACCCAAA
This is a messenger RNA of Dermatophagoides pteronyssinus (European house dust mite), 1911 nucleotides long. RefSeq names its product E3 ubiquitin-protein ligase MYLIP-like. Lineage: Eukaryota; Metazoa; Arthropoda; Arachnida; Sarcoptiformes; Pyroglyphidae. Gene Ontology annotation, cellular component: cytoskeleton. Gene Ontology annotation, molecular function: ubiquitin-protein transferase activity. The record is from RefSeq and is a predicted model, not a curated record. Gene Ontology annotation, biological process: ubiquitin-dependent protein catabolic process.